Thelazia callipaeda (thelaziosis nematode) is the source of this 1377-nucleotide messenger RNA. The record is from the annotation of a GenBank genome assembly. Lineage: Eukaryota; Metazoa; Nematoda; Chromadorea; Rhabditida; Thelaziidae.
AUGUCUGAUUUGUACAGCGAAUCGGCAAAGGUUUUGGAACAGACGAUGAAUAAACAAAAGAACAUUCGCAAUGCCGUCUAUGCCAGUGAAUUUCAGUUGGGGGAGGAUAGUACUAUGAAUAAGAAGCAAUUAUUACGUUUGUGCUGUAACACAUUACGUAAUCGACAUUAUUUGAACCAACUAAUGGAAGUGAAGGAAGUGCAUGAAUUACUGAAGAAGCCCUAUAUUAACCAAUAUUUGCUUUAUGUGUUGCUGUACGAUUAUGUUUUUGGCUAUGGGUUAAACAAUGCACGCAAACUAUAUUCGGAUGCUAUCUUAGAACGAGCUGAAUACAUCAAUAAACGACAAACUCGUCAUUGCUAUCUUUUGAAGUUGGAAACAAUGCAAGAUGCUAUUCAAAAGGCGAAAAUAGUCGUUAAACGGCCGUCAGUAAUAAGCGAAACCCCAAGAUAUGCGAGAGUUAAUACGCUGAAAUGGUCGGUUGACGAGGCCUUAAAAUGUAAUAUCUCUUUGUUUUCGCGACAAACCUUGCAAGAAGAUGGAUGGACGAUUUCAUCUCUGAAACCACAAAAUAAUGAAACAUGGUUUAGAGAUACCAUUAUCUCUAUGCCAAAAGACUAUGUUUACAUUGAUUGUCAUGUAAAAGAACUACUUAUUUUCUGCCCUUUUGUUGAUUUACAUGAUUCUUGGAUGGUUACGAAAGGAUAUCUAAUAUUGCAAGAUAAGGCUAGUUGUUUACCCAGUCAAGUUCUGGAACCGACACCGGGGUCUCAUGUUUUUGACAUUUGUGCUGCACCAGGGAUGAAAACUUCACAUCUUGCAGCUUUAAUUCAAAAUGAGGGGAAAAUUUGGGCAAUUGACCAAGCCAGUAAUCGGCUUGAUACUUUGCGUACAAUAAUUCAGAGAGCAGGUGCAACGAAUGUUAUUACUUACUGUAAAGACUUCCUUUGUGUUAAUAUAAAUGAUGUUAAAUAUAGCAAGGUGGAGUUUGCAUUACUCGAUCCUCCAUGUAGUGGUUCUGGGAUGGUGAAGCGUUUGGACUCUUUAGUUCAUGACGAAGCAAUAAACGGCAGUCGUUUGCGAUCCUUGUCAAAUUUACAGGCAAUGCUUUUGAAGCACUUAUCAAAGUUACCGAGUUUAAAGAAAAUUGUUUAUUCAACGUGCUCAAUUCAUGAAGAAGAGAAUGAAGGUGUCAUUGACGAGGUGUUAAAUGAUCCAGUUUUUAAAAAAUGUUUCUACUUGGUAGAAGCAUUACCGGAAUGGCGUCAUCGUGGUAAAACAAGCUAUCGAUUUGGCUACAAAUGCUUAAGAGCUGAACCUGAAACUGAUCUCACGAAUGGGUUCUUUGUAGCAGUUUUUAAAAGGCGCAAACCAUAA